Pipistrellus kuhlii (Kuhl's pipistrelle) is the source of this 2234-nucleotide messenger RNA. It is a transcript of the gene DNAAF10, whose product is annotated as dynein axonemal assembly factor 10. The coding region runs from base 219 to 1532 and encodes 437 amino acids. The transcript is spliced from 9 exons. Gene Ontology annotation, molecular function: ubiquitin binding. The record is from RefSeq and is a predicted model, not a curated record. Lineage: Eukaryota; Metazoa; Chordata; Mammalia; Chiroptera; Vespertilionidae.
CACGCCGGGGACCUGAGGCAGGAUUUUUGUGUGGGUUUGCUGGGAAGGGGAGGGGGCUGUCCUAAAAUAUGCCGUAUGCUUAUGAUCUCCCUCUGGCCCCGACACUCAAAGCCAAAGCAUCUUAUGACCUGGAAUCUGUGUAUGUGCUAAAGGAAGUAGGUAAAGGCGAUGCCUAAGUUGGUGCCACCGGUGAAGAAAAAGCCCGUGGGAUUUCUGUAAUGCAUCUGGCAUUAUCUGAGACAGCUACGUCCAACUGGCUAGGGUGUCGGGGGGACGUGUACGGCGAGCGGAAGAGACCAACUGUCCUGUUUGGGGUCUGGUUUCCAGGUGAGGGGUUUGGCAAGGGGCUGAACGUACCCGUUGGUGGAGGAGAAGUUGGCUGGACCAUGUCGGCCUUCGAGAAGCCUCAGAUCAUUGCCCACAUCCAGAAGGGCCUCAACUACACUGUGUUCGACUGUAAGUGGAUGCCCUGCAGCGCCAAGUUUGUGACCAUGGGCAACUUCGCCCGGGGCACCGGCGUCAUUCAGCUGUACGAGAUCCAGCACGGGGACCUCAAGCUGCUCCGGGAGAUUGUCCAGAGUUUCCAGGGGCCGAACCAGAAGGAAAAGCAGACUUCAGGAGGACUGUCAGUGACCUGGGAGAUUGAAAAGGCCAAACCCAUUAAAUGUGGAACAUUUGGUGCAACAUCCUUACAGCAGAGAUAUUUAGCUACUGGAGAUUUUGCUGGAAACCUUCAUAUAUGGAAUUUGGAAGCUCCAGAGUACCCAGUGUAUUCCGUAAAGGCCCAUAAAGAAAUUAUAAAUACUAUAGAUGGUGUAGGUGGACUAGGGAUUGGGGAAGGAGCACCUGAAAUUGUGACUGGCAGCCGAGAUGGAACUGUGAAGGUGUGGGACCCAAGGCAGAAAGACGAUCCUGUUGCUAACAUGGAACCUGUACAAGGAGAAAACAAGAGAGACUGUUGGACUGUGGCGUUUGGUAACGCGUAUAAUCAAGAGGAACGUGUUGUUUGUGCUGGCUAUGACAACGGUGAUAUCAAACUGUUUGAUCUCAGAAAUAUGUCAUUGCGGUGGGAGACAAACAUUAAGAAUGGGGUAUGUAGCCUGGAGUUUGACAGGAAAGAUAUAAGCAUGAAUAAGUUAGUCGCUACGUCUCUGGAAGGAAAGUUUCAUGUUUUUGACAUGAGAACACAGCACCCAACCAAAGGUUUUGCUUCUGUUUCAGAAAAGGCUCAUAAAUCUACCGUGUGGCAGGUCCGACACCUGCCCCAGAACCGAGAGCUGUUCCUGACAGCGGGAGGCGCCGGCGCCCUCCACCUCUGGAAGUACGAAUACCCUGCCCAGCGGUCAAAGAAAGAUUCCGAGGGAGUAGAGAUGGGAGUUGCGGGUUCGGUCAGCCUUUUGCAGAAUGUUACAUUGUCUACCCAGCCCAUCUCCAGUAUGGACUGGAGUCCGGAUAAAAGGGGCCUCUGCAUCUGUAGUUCAUUUGAUCAAAUGGUGAGAGUACUGAUUAUUACAAAACUCAAUAAAGUUUGAUCGGAAGAUUUUGGACUUUGAAACCUUCCAGUGGAACACUCGGAGAAUUUAGAAUGAGCUCUGCAUCCUCCGACUCUCCUCAGCCAAGGCUGGAUUUGACUGAUGAAGAAGGCCCAGAUACAAACCUCAGGCUCGCCUCUCUGGGUGUGCAAUGCCCAGCGGUGAGUUCCUGCACAGGGGACACCACGGUCUCCAGAGCCAGAUCUGUUCCUCUCUCCAUUUCUGAUAAAAGUUGGAACUUGUCUAUAUUUCACCAUAUUUACAUUUGUUCAGCGUCCCCAAAUUCCAUAUUUUAUAAUAAACACUUGUGUUGCAUUUCAGUGUUCACACGGUCAUGGUAGGGAUCACUUAGUUUGGUUUAGGAUGGUUUGCCUUGGUGAAACUACUGUGAAUUAACUUUCAUAAGUGUACUCUGAGUGCUUUCACAGUCACUAAGUUUCAGUACAAAACAUUACUUUACAAAAUAACCCUACUGUGCAGUCAAAAUAAAUUUGGGUAACUGUUUAGCUGCGUAACUCAUAAAAUGAAAUACUGUGAUUUACAGAGAUCUCUUUUGUACCUAGAAACAGAGUUAAAUUAGUGAGACUUUCCAUUAUUGACUGUGGCAAGUGAUAUUGAGAUGUUCAAGUUUUGGGGAUUUUGUAAUCUUUUUGUCAAACUUUUUAAUAUAUUUUAUGAAUAAAUUUUUGGUUUUUAAAUCUA